AUGUUGAUCCUCGAGAAACAUGCCAUCAAACAAACUCUUUUAUCGCUUUCCUCACAAGAAUGUCAUCCUCUCCUUGCAAGCCUCCACACCAUGUUGCACAAAUACUGCUCAACGAACGAUGUAAGCCAAAGGAAGACGGAAAGCAUCAUCUCCCCUACAGGCCAAACAGCCUUAAUAAUGCCAUGCUCGACGCCCGAAUCAACAUCAGUGAAGAUUGUCACCGUUGGUGAAGGAGUCGAAGGAUGUAUUAGCCUUCUUACACUUAAUGGAGGGUUAAUCGGCCUGCUAGACGCCAAGGAACUCACUGGAUUCCGCAUAUCUCUGGCCAUCAUAAUCUUAUUUUUGCGAUUUCCUUAUAGCAACUCCUCCAUUGUUGUAUUUGCUGCAGGGAGACAGGCCGAAUGGCACAUUCGAUUAGCCUUGCCUCUUUGCGAUGAUGUGAAAGGGCUAGGUCAGCUUUUCGAUCUUCUAGGUAGAAGCCAUCCAGAGCUCAAAUUCGAACGAUUACGAGUGCGUCUUGCAGUUGCCGACGCCAUCUUUUGUUGCACACCCACCACAACUCCGCACUUCCCUCAUGAGUACCUGUCCAAAGUGGACUCAAAGUAUGCGUGUCUGGCCGAGGCUGGAGAAAUGAUCCAAGCCAGGGUAAAAAGGGAUCAACUGAUUGAGGCCGGGGCAUUGUAUCAGGGCGACGACAUUCAGUUACAUCACGGAAAUCAUGUAUUCAAAUGCGUGGGCCUGGCGAUCAUGGAUCUAGCCGUCACCCAAAAGAUACUAUCUAUGGCUAAGAAGGGACCUUCUCAUUUCUUUCUUUCCCCGAAAGCUGAACCAUAUCCCAUGGAUUUGCGGUGGAAUCGCAGAAUGAGCCUCAUUGAUGAAUCCUCUUGCCGAAGCGGGCCUCGGGGUGUACGUGGAGAGCGGUUGAAGGAAGCUGGCAGGUCCAAGUUGGCUUCAAGAGAAGUAGCAAAGGAAUAG
Messenger RNA from Aspergillus alliaceus, 975 nucleotides. RefSeq lists its product as uncharacterized. The coding region runs from base 1 to 975 and encodes 324 amino acids. Gene Ontology annotation, cellular component: cytoplasm. NCBI's taxonomy places the organism in Eukaryota, Fungi, Ascomycota, Eurotiomycetes, Eurotiales, Aspergillaceae. The record is from RefSeq and is a predicted model, not a curated record. The transcript has 5 exons.